This is a messenger RNA of Daucus carota subsp. sativus, 452 nucleotides long. RefSeq lists its product as uncharacterized. The record is from RefSeq and is a predicted model, not a curated record. The transcript is spliced from 2 exons. Lineage: Eukaryota; Viridiplantae; Streptophyta; Magnoliopsida; Apiales; Apiaceae. The coding region runs from base 179 to 451 and encodes 90 amino acids.
UUUUGGAUGCAAGCUAACCUUACCCCAAAUUAUAAGAAAAUGAGUUAAUGAGUUAAAUUUUAUUGUGAUAUAUAAAGAUGUUUUGAUAAAUUUGUAGCAGCUAAUUACACAACACGGCUAUGCAACUGCAAAAUAUGAUAAAGCAGCAGGAGCCGCGAAAAAAGGAGCCAAUGAGACGAUGAAAGCUGGCCAUGAUGCACGAAAGCAAGCUACUUGUGCUGCAGAAAAUGUGGCUAAAAAAGCGAAAAAUGCAGCUGAAAAAGGAAAGGAUGUUGCAGAAGAGUUAGCUGAGAAGGCUAAAGAAACUGCUGAAGAUGCAUGGGAUUCAAUCAGCAAAAACACCCGAAAAAUUAAAGAUAAUCUCUCCGAUGUUGUUGAUGAUGCUAAGGAGGAUUUUCUUGAAAAAAUUAAGAAACAGGCUGAAAUAUUCAAAAAAUUUCUGAAAGACUGAU